Eubalaena glacialis (North Atlantic right whale) is the source of this 1162-nucleotide messenger RNA. RefSeq names its product ankyrin repeat domain 1 (gene ANKRD1). Gene Ontology annotation, molecular function: RNA polymerase II-specific DNA-binding transcription factor binding. The record is from RefSeq and is a predicted model, not a curated record. The transcript is spliced from 9 exons. Gene Ontology annotation, biological process: regulation of transcription by RNA polymerase II. Gene Ontology annotation, cellular component: nucleus. Bases 48 to 1007 code for a protein of 319 amino acids. NCBI's taxonomy places the organism in Eukaryota, Metazoa, Chordata, Mammalia, Artiodactyla, Balaenidae.
CGUUUCAUCCCCCAGGAGGAAAACAGACAGACAAACUUCAGGUCAACAUGAUGGUUCUGAAAGUAGAAGAGCUGGUUACAGGGAAGAAGAAUGGCAGUGGGGACGCUGGGGAGUUCCUUCCUGAGGAUUUCAGAGAUGGAGAGUAUGAAGCUGCUGUCACUUUAGAGAAGCAAGAGGACCUGAAAACACUUCCAGCACACUUUGUGAGCCUGCGGGAGCAACAGUGGAAAACUGAUAAAGAGCGAGAGGCAGAGCUCAAGAAGAAAAAACUAGAACAAAGAUCAAAGCUUGAAAAUUUAGAAGACCUUGAAAUAAUCAUUCAACUGAAGAAAAGGAAAAAAUACAGGAAAACUAAAGUUCCAGUUGUGAAGGAACCUGAACCCGAAAUCAUCACAGAACCUGUGGAUGUGCCUAGUUUUCUGAAGGCUGCCCUGGAGAAUAAACUGCCAUUAGUAGAAAAAUUCUUGUCAGACAAGAACAAUCCAGAUGUCUGUGAUGAGUAUAAACGGACAGCUCUUCAUAGAGCAUGCUUACAAGGACAUUUGGCAAUUGUGGAGAAGUUAAUAGAAGCUGGAGCCCAGACUGAAUUCCGUGAUAUGCUUGAAUCCACAGCCAUCCACUGGGCAAGCCGCGGAGGAAACCUGGAUGUCUUAAAACUGUUGCUGAACAAAGGGGCAAAAAUCAGUGCGCGGGAUAAGUUGCUCAGCACUGCGCUGCACGUGGCGGUGAGGACCGGCCACUACGAGUGCGCAGAGCAUCUCAUCGCCUGCGAGGCGGAACGCAACGCCAAAGACCGAGAAGGAGAUACCCCCUUGCAUGACGCCGUGAGGCUGAACCGGUACAAGAUGAUCAGACUCCUGAUCAUGUAUGGCGCCGACCUCAACAUCAAGAACUGUGCUGGGAAGACUCCGACAGAUCUGGUGCUACAGUGGCAGAAUGGAACCAAAGCAAUAUUUGACAACCUCAAAGAGAACUCUUACAAAGCCUCUCGCAUAGAGACAUUCUGAGAAAAACGACGAUAGAAGCUUCCAUUGGCUUCUCUUCACCGCCCCAAAGAGCGACUCAUCAUGAAAACUAGCUUCUCUUUAUCAACCUGUUGUAAAGCGGCACCUAAUUAUGUUUUGAGAAAGCACAGGGACGUAGGUAUUGACAUUUCCCUAGU